Molecule: messenger RNA, 1440 nt
Organism: Alosa sapidissima (American shad)
Lineage: Eukaryota; Metazoa; Chordata; Actinopteri; Clupeiformes; Clupeidae
Gene: cryba1l2
Product: crystallin, beta A1, like 2
Exons: 6
Coding region: 153-791 (212 amino acids)
Biological process (GO): visual perception; lens development in camera-type eye
Molecular function (GO): structural constituent of eye lens
Source: RefSeq, a predicted model, not a curated record
CGCACCGUCACUUUGCGUGUCUGGCGUGGCGACGCGCACCCAACUGUGGCGGCCGGUAUAAAACAGAAGCGCCAGAAUAUCACAAAACUUUACUCAAAACAGGAUCAGCGCGCGCCACUUACGAGUCCAAGGGAAGGUGACGAUCCAGGGAAAUGAAUAGAACCAACAGGACCUACAUGACCCAUCCUAUGGUCAUGUCAGGGAUGGGGAUGGGAAUGGGCAUGUCCCCUUUUUUCAAGAUGGUGGUGUUUGAGCAGGAGCACUUCCAGGGCAAGUGCCAGGAGUUCACCUCCGAGUGCUGCAACAUCAAGGACUGCGGCUUUGACAACAUCCGUUCCAUUAGAGUGGAGUGUGGCGCCUGGGUGGGUUAUGAGCACAUCGACAUGGAGGGCCAGCAGUUCAUCCUGGAGCGUGGCGAGUACCCCCACUGGGACGCCUACAGUGGCAACCUGUCCUACCAUGUGGAGAGGAUGAUGUCUUUUCGCCCCAUCUACUGUGCUGCUCACCAGAGCAGUCGCAUGAUGAUCUUUGAGAAGGAGAACUUCCUGGGUCGUUGUGUGGAGCUGUGCGAUGACUACCCCUCUCUGCAGGCCAUGGGCUGGUGUGGAACUGAAGUGGGAUCUAUGCACGUGCAGUGCGGCGCCUUUGUGUGCUACGAGUACCCCGGCUACAGGGGUCAGCAGUACAUCAUGGAGUGUGAGAGGCACAGCGGAGACUACCAGCGCUGGAAGAACUGGGGCUCCCACUGCCAGACCCCCAAGAUCCAGUCUAUCCGCAGGAUCCACCACUAAGAGCUGAUGUGGGACUCGGACAACUGGAGUGGCAGAGAGCAAGAGGGAAGGGAAGAAGUAAACAAUAAAAAAUACAUUUGAAACCAAAAAUACAUUUUUUUAACGUGAAACAGAGAUGGGAUAGCGAAAAAAGAUAGAUACAGAAAAACACUAUAGUUGAAUCAUGUGGCAGCCAUAGGAGCAAGGGAGGGGGGGUGUCAGAGUGAUGGUGUCAUCACUCACAUUUGUCACCACCGCAAUCACAGCUCGGCACACAUUUUGGCACACAACACACGUCUCCAGCUGACAAGCAGAGCCUCUGGUCCUCCUCUGUCUACCUCACUCAACACACUCGGACACACCCACACGGGUCCACAGACGCACAUAGGCAGCACACUGAUGACACUCAGUGGAGGGACCGAUGCAGUGAGGCUCCAUGUCUAUGCCAGUUGGGCCACAGUGAGAACAAGUCCACUGAAUCGAGUCAAGAUCCUCCCCACCCUCCCACCUGCAUGUAUGGGUCUGCGAGAGUGUGUGUAUGUGUGUGAGAUAACACAGCUGACCACCCCCAUGUCUGUGUCAGCCUAACACUGCUUGACGCAAGAGUCUGACAGAAGACAGAUGGAUGUGUGUGUGUGUGUGUGCAUGAGGGUGGGAGGAGAGGGGAGAG